GGCCAAAACGUAUAACCGAGAAUAACCGAGUGCCGCUCUGCCGGUCGGUUUCUACUGCUUCUACAUCAGCAGCUAAAGCUUUAAACGCGUAGUAAUACAACUAGUCCUCGUACUGUUAACAUACACGAAACGGUAGACUCCUCCAUUGCUGUUCUUGUUCUCUGCUCAAGUUUAGUAAGAGUUCGAGUGCGUUUUUUAACGUCGAGUUGUUUUACUGUAUAAAUAUCGUAUUUAAUUAAUAAUUGUUUAACAUUUAAAUAUUCAUUUAAGUCUCAUAUUAUUAUCAAAAUAUUAAAUUAACAGUUUUAAAUAAUAAAGAACGUACUUUUUAUUAUUUUAAAUAAUACAUAUUAACGUAUAUUUUAUUGCGUAGAGAAGUGUGUUGCCAAUUUGCACCGGGAUUUAGAUAAUUAUUUUCUUUGUCAACGUUAUUAUUGACUGUUUCAUCCUUUUGUUGGUUAAAUUUUUCCAGUGAUUUAUUGUGAAUAAUUUAUUAUUACUAAUUCAUUAAUUCGUGGAUUUUUCUUCCAUUUGACUUACAUCAAGUAAUUUUACUAAGCCAACAUGGCUGAUCAAUUAACAGAAGAACAGAUUGCUGAAUUUAAAGAGGCAUUUUCGCUGUUUGACAAAGACGGUGAUGGUACUAUUACAACAAAAGAAUUGGGUACUGUUAUGCGUUCGUUGGGACAAAAUCCAACAGAAGCUGAGUUGCAAGAUAUGAUUAAUGAAGUUGAUGCUGACGGUAACGGAACAAUUGAUUUUCCGGAAUUUUUAACAAUGAUGGCACGUAAAAUGAAGGAUACAGAUAGUGAAGAAGAAAUUAGAGAGGCAUUUAGGGUAUUUGAUAAAGAUGGAAACGGUUUCAUAUCAGCUGCUGAGUUGAGACACGUUAUGACAAAUCUUGGUGAGAAAUUAACUGAUGAAGAAGUCGAUGAAAUGAUAAGAGAAGCAGAUAUCGAUGGCGAUGGUCAAGUUAAUUAUGAAGAAUUCGUCACAAUGAUGACAUCAAAGUGAAUACAACUUACGUGUAUGAAUAAUUUUCAACUUGAAGUGGUAUUGACAUAUUAAGAGAAUUCAAAAAAAUAAAAUAAAAUUUAAAUAACUAAACUAAAACAGAUAAAUAAUGAAUAAUUAUUAUAUUAAAAAAAUGAACAUCUACAGGUGCGAAUUGUUAUGAAGCAGAAAUCUAGCAGUAACUAAAACUACAGCUACAACUACAGUAAAAGUAACAAAAGAAAUAGGAUUUCAAUGAAAUGAAAAGUCUGUCUGUUGGCAAAAAAAGUUUAAUAAUAAUUAAUAAUAAAAAAAAUUUAAAUAAAAUAAAAAUUGAAAUAAAUAAAAGUUGAAAAAAAAUAAAUAAAUAAUAUUAUUAAUUAAUAAUUAUUAAUUUUAAGUAUAAAAAAAAAUGAUGAAACAGAAAUAGCUAUUUUUUUUUGUUUCCUUCUACACGAUUUAAAGUUAUGUUCAUAAACAAUCUAAUAAUUAAUAAUAAUUCUAUUCUUAAUCAAAAAGGAGCCUUUAUUACUUAUCUAAUAAAGAUAAAAAAAAAUUUAUUCCAUUUAAAUUAUUAAUUAUUAUUAUUUAGUAAUUAAACAUACAAUAUUAAUUAAGAACGUUUUUCAUUAGUUUACAAUAGAUAAUUUAAUUUUUUAAAUUGUAAUUAUUAUGACUACUCUUUUAUAUGUAAUUCAGUGGGUUUUUCAACUGUUAGGGAAAUGGAAUUAUUUUUCGGGAAAAAAAUGUGGAAAGAAUUUUGUUUUUCUAUGAAUAGUUAAACGAUUUUUUUUUUUUUUUUUCAUAAUCUGAUUUAUUUUUCUGUCUAAUUUCAAAUAAUUUUCUCACGUUUUUCAUGAUAUUGUUGUUAAUUAUAAAUAAAUAAAUUUGCACGAAUAGAAAUAAAAAACAAUUUUAUUCAUUUUUUUUUGUUUUUUCUUUGUUUUUACUUAACGAAAAAAUUUUUUCUUUUAAUUUAAAAUAUUGUUUUUCAUUUAUUACUCGAUAAAAUAAAUUAUCAGAUGAACUUAAAUACACGCAUUUCGAUAUAAAAAAAUUAAAUUUUAACUACAAUUAAUUAAUCAACAAAAUUAAUUAUUAUCUAGAAUAAAAAAUUAAUAAAAACUACUAAUAGUAAUUAACUAAAUGAAUUAAUGGAAGUAAACAUGAAGAAAGAUAAAUAUAAAUUAACUAACAAAUAAAUAUUUCGUUUAAUAAUUGAUCCAACGAAAUAAAGUUGUGGGUCAAUUGAGAAAAUCAAUAGCGAACGAAAGAAAAUUAAUAACAUAGCAAGAAUUACAAACAAAAAAAUUUUAAUUAAAAUUAGUUAGAUUUUUAAAGCUAUUGGUAUAUAUAUAUAUAUAUAUAUAUAUAUAUAUAUAUAUAUAUAUAUAUAUAUAUAUAUAUAUACGCAUAUUUACAUAUAUGCAUACAUACAUAUAUACGUAUGGAAUUUUUUCCAUAUUAAUUUCCUAAGAUUUAAUUGGCUUUUUUUUAAUUUCGAUAUUUACUCGUUUAUUUUUUUUUUCUUUAUAACUAAUUAUUAAUCAGUAUGUUUAUUGAUUAGUUGCAUUGUGAACAAUGAAUUAAGUAAUUUGAAAAAAAAAAAUUUUUUUGGACUUCAUUGUUUGAUGAGAAUAAUUAUUCAGUGAAGAUUAUGAAUAAAUACUAAAGAAAGUGAGUAAAUAAUGAAGUUCAAGUGAUUAAUUCAAAAUAAAUAAAUGAAAUAAAAUGAGCAUUUAAAGCUCGCUAUCAAUGUCUUAAUACAUUAAAUAAAUAAUUAAUUAAUUGAUAUAUUUAAUAUUUAACAAAAAAAAAAAUAUGGAUAAUAAAUUAAUCCUUUUUACAUUCCCCUUUUUGUCCUGUUCAAAGAAUGGAAAAAAAAUAGUACCAAAAAAUUGAAUUUUCAUUACAAUUAAUAAAUUUAAUUAUUGAAAUAGAAAUUUAUAACCAAUCAUAAACUACCAAAACGCUAUUAAAAAUUUUUAUUUUCAUUUUUCAUUAAUAAUUUAUUCUUUAAUAAAACUUUUUUCCAAAAUAAAAAAAAAAGUUUUUGUUGAUUUCUGGAAAAAACGUUUUUUAUGCAAUAUCAAAAUAGAAAAAAAUUUUUCAAUUUAAGCAAAAGAAAAUAUUUUUCUUAGAAAUUUUCCGAGAAAAAAACUUUUGAAUAAAAAAUUAAACUUGCUUUCGUGAUUUCAUUACUUCUAACAAUAAAAAACUUUGAUAAAAAAAAAAAUAUAUAUAAAAUAAAAUAGAUAACUUUUGAAAUUUAGUGAUUUAGUGCGUGUCGAAACAACUAAAUUACAGAACAAAAUUUAAUGUAAAAAAUUAUUCAGUUUUAAAUUCGAAAAUUAAAUUAAAAAAAUAAAAAAAUAAUAUGAUCAUUCAUGAAAUCAAUGAUUUUAUGAAUUAAAUAAUUACCAUCGUUAAUCGUAUCUCGUCGGUGGUUACGGUCAUAAUUGAAUUCAUUAAAAUAUUAAUAAUUAUUAAAAUAAUGAUAAUUACUAAUAAUCAUAAACUAAAUGAGUAACUAAUCAUAAUAUAUAUGUAAUAUAUAUUAUAUAAAUUAUUGACUUGAGAAGAUAAAUGAAGUGAUAAAAAAACCAUAAUGAGUGGAUUAAUUAAUAAGUAAUGACAUUCACACAGUCCUCUAUUAUUUAAUAUUGAAAAAAAUAAUUAAAUAAAAACGGUAAAUAAAUAUAAAUUAACAAAAA
This is a messenger RNA of Microplitis mediator, 3707 nucleotides long. Its product is annotated as calmodulin. Bases 565 to 1014 code for a protein of 149 amino acids. The record is from RefSeq and is a predicted model, not a curated record. NCBI's taxonomy places the organism in Eukaryota, Metazoa, Arthropoda, Insecta, Hymenoptera, Braconidae. The transcript is spliced from 4 exons. Gene Ontology annotation, molecular function: calcium ion binding; enzyme regulator activity.